ACUGCAAUCGAUUUCUACGCUUCAAGGGCAUCGUGAGCAAGAAAUGGGCAUUUUUAUAGGUUACAUGCUGACGUUAUUAUUAUUGGUGGGAACAGUAGUUACACGUCUCUGUCCCCGAGUGAAAUAUGAGACAAUUGAUUGGGAGAAGUUCAGUAACCUAAAUGGAACAUGGUACGACAUAAUUGAUAAUCCACAAUACGAAUAUCUGAUAGAUUGUUGGGAUUGGAACAGCUUCAUCGCUAUUGAUAAUGGAUUUGCCAUGAAUGCGACUCAACAUGCUGAAGGUCGACCGGUUAAAGAUCAUUUAGAUGUUUAUCUUCAUUUUCUUCCGAAUGGAGACGGAACAUACUCAGUAAAUCAGACUCACAAAUCGGCCUAUGCUAGUACUACAAAAGAAUCUCUUUCCCAUAAAGCAGAUGAAAAGAUGCUGAAUGAUGUUGAUGUCGUGACGGAGAUUAUUUUCUCAGCGGAGUAUUUCUUCGUAACGGAUUACAGCAAUUAUUUUAUAGUUGCCCAAUGCGACCCCAAACAAGGUUUGACCGUCUUCAUAAAGAACAGAAGAACUAGACCAGAUGGCCAGGAUACUUUGAACAUUUGGAACUUAUUCACCAAACAUAAAGAAUUUCCCAGAGAAAGUAUGGUGUUCAAACAAACUUGUAUCAACAGGCCACUUAAUGGCGGCGCUGAGGCAUUCUGUCGUUUCAACUGGUUCUCUCUGCUUGGAUUUUUGAUCAUGUCAUUUGUCAUCAGCGAAGGAACGUUUUCACCACUUUUAUCUUAAUUGUUUUCCCAACUAAUUGAAACUUGAUUGAUGCUGAAGCACGGACUAACUCAGAGUUAAAAUGCAAAAGGUUUCCAACGCAUUCAUAGAUAAUAUAGUUUUCAAAUUGUCGUCAGAUUGAUACGAUGUGGUUAUAGUACAAAUUUAUAAAUUGAGUGUUGUAUAAAACAGUGUUUCCCAAACUAUGGGUAGCGACUAGGGCAUUUUCGAAUACCUGAUGAUUUCAGAAUCGAAUCGAAUUGAAAUUUUAUUGUUUAUUUUGUAUUGAAGUAUGCUCGGUAGUAAUUGUAUUCGGGAAGUAUCACACCGUGCAAAGCUUGGCAACAAAUAUUAAAGCCACGAUACUACAUACCGUUUGGUAUUCAAGCAUAUCCAUGAUCGCGAGAUUUUACAAAAUUUAUUUGAAAAAAAAUUAGGGUUGCAUAAAGUGAAUCGAAAUAUUAAAUGA
This is a messenger RNA of Styela clava, 1229 nucleotides long. The record is from RefSeq and is a predicted model, not a curated record. NCBI's taxonomy places the organism in Eukaryota, Metazoa, Chordata, Ascidiacea, Stolidobranchia, Styelidae.